This is a messenger RNA of Miscanthus lutarioriparius, 3183 nucleotides long. NCBI's taxonomy places the organism in Eukaryota, Viridiplantae, Streptophyta, Magnoliopsida, Poales, Poaceae. The record is from the annotation of a GenBank genome assembly.
AUGGAGGGCGACGCGGACGGCGUGAAGUCGGGGAGGCGCGGUGGCGGGCAGGUGUGCCAGAUCUGCGGCGACGGCGUGGGCACCACCGCGGAGGGGGACGUCUUCACCGCCUGCGACGUCUGCGGGUUCCCGGUGUGCCGCCCCUGCUACGAGUACGAGCGCAAGGACGGCACACAAGCGUGCCCCCAGUGCAAGACCAAGUACAAGCGCCACAAGGGGAGCCCGGCGAUCCGUGGGGAGGAAGGAGAUGAAACUGAUGCUGAUGAUGCUAGCGACUUCAACUACCCUGCAUCUGGCAAUGAAGACCAGAAGCAGAAGAUUGCUGACAGGAUGCGCAGCUGGCGCAUGAACACUGGGGGCAGUGGGGAUGUUGUCCGCCCCAAGUAUGACAGUGGCGAGAUCGGGCUUACCAAGUAUGACAGUGGUGAGAUCCCUCGGGGAUACAUCCCGUCAGUUACUAACAGCCAGAUCUCGGGAGAAAUCCCUGGUGCUUCUCCUGACCAUCAUAUGAUGUCCCCUACUGGGAACAUUGGCAAGCGUGCUCCAUUUCCCUAUGUGAAUCAUUCACCAAAUCCGUCAAGGGAAUUCUCUGGUAGCAUUGGGAAUGUUGCCUGGAAAGAGAGGGUUGAUGGCUGGAAAAUGAAGCAGGAUAAGGGAACAAUUCCCAUGACAAAUGGCACAAGCAUUGCUCCCUCUGAGGGUCGGGGUGUUGGUGAUAUUGAUGCAUCAACUGAUUACAACAUGGAAGAUGCCUUAUUGAACGAUGAAACUCGCCAGCCUCUAUCUAGGAAAGUUCCACUUCCUUCCUCCAGGAUAAAUCCAUACAGGAUGGUUAUUGUGCUACGAUUGAUUGUUCUAAGCAUCUUCUUGCACUACCGUAUCACAAAUCCUGUGCGCAAUGCAUACCCAUUAUGGCUUCUAUCUGUUAUAUGUGAGAUCUGGUUCGCUCUUUCCUGGAUAUUGGAUCAGUUCCCGAAGUGGUUUCCAAUCAACCGGGAGACUUACCUUGAUAGGCUGGCAUUAAGGUAUGACCGGGAAGGUGAGCCAUCUCAGUUGGCUGCUGUUGACAUUUUCGUCAGUACAGUCGACCCAAUGAAGGAGCCUCCUCUUGUCACUGCCAAUACCGUGCUAUCCAUUCUUGCUGUGGAUUACCCUGUGGAUAAGGUGUCUUGCUAUGUAUCUGAUGAUGGAGCUGCAAUGCUGACAUUUGAUGCACUAGCUGAGACUUCAGAGUUUGCUAGAAAAUGGGUACCAUUUGUUAAGAAGUACAACAUUGAACCUAGAGCUCCUGAAUGGUACUUCUCCCAGAAAAUUGAUUACUUGAAGGACAAAGUGCACCCUUCAUUUGUUAAAGACCGCCGGGCCAUGAAGAGAGAAUAUGAAGAAUUCAAAAUUAGGGUAAAUGGCCUUGUUGCUAAGGCACAGAAAGUUCCCGAGGAAGGAUGGAUCAUGCAAGAUGGCACACCAUGGCCAGGAAACAAUACCAGGGACCAUCCUGGAAUGAUUCAGGUUUUCCUUGGUCACAGUGGUGGCCUUGAUACUGAGGGCAAUGAGUUACCCCGUUUGGUCUAUGUUUCUCGUGAAAAGCGUCCUGGAUUCCAGCAUCACAAGAAAGCUGGUGCCAUGAAUGCUCUUGUUCGUGUCUCAGCUGUGCUUACCAAUGGACAAUACAUGUUGAAUCUUGAUUGUGAUCACUACAUCAACAACAGUAAGGCUCUCAGGGAAGCUAUGUGCUUCCUUAUGGACCCUAACCUAGGAAGGAGUGUCUGCUACGUUCAGUUUCCCCAGAGGUUCGAUGGUAUUGAUAGGAAUGAUCGAUAUGCCAACAGGAACACCGUGUUUUUCGAUAUUAACUUGAGAGGUCUUGAUGGCAUCCAAGGACCAGUUUAUGUGGGAACUGGUUGUGUUUUCAACAGAACAGCUCUAUAUGGCUAUGAGCCCCCAAUUAAGCAAAAGAAGAAGGGUGGUUUCUUGUCAUCACUAUGUGGUGGCAGGAAGAAGGCAAGCAAAUCAAAGAAGAAGAAGGGCUCAGACAGAAGAAAAAGCGCUGGAUUUGAUGAUGAGAAAUCACUUCUUAUGUCUCAAAUGAGCUUGGAGAAGAGAUUUGGCCAAUCAGCAGCUUUUGUUGCCUCCACUCUGAUGGAAUAUGGUGGUGUUCCUCAGUCUGCAACUCCGGAAUCUCUUCUGAAAGAAGCUAUCCAUGUUAUAAGUUGUGGCUACGAGGACAAGACUGAAUGGGGAACUGAGAUUGGGUGGAUCUAUGGUUCUGUGACAGAAGAUAUUCUUACUGGAUUCAAGAUGCACGCACGAGGCUGGCGGUCAAUUUACUGCAUGCCUAAGCGGCCAGCUUUCAAGGGAUCUGCUCCCAUCAAUCUUUCAGAUCGUCUGAACCAAGUGCUCCGGUGGGCUCUUGGUUCUGUGGAAAUUCUUUUCAGUCGGCAUUGCCCCUUAUGGUAUGGCUAUGGAGGACGCCUGAAGUUCUUGGAGAGAUUUGCUUACAUCAACACCACCAUUUACCCGCUCACGUCAAUCCCACUUCUCAUUUAUUGUAUUCUGCCUGCCAUCUGUCUGCUCACUGGGAAGUUCAUCAUCCCACAGAUUAGCAACUUGGCUAGUAUUUGGUUCAUUUCUCUCUUUAUUUCAAUUUUUGCCACUGGUAUCCUCGAGAUGAGGUGGAGUGGUGUUGGAAUUGACGAGUGGUGGAGGAAUGAACAAUUCUGGGUCAUUGGAGGUAUCUCUGCCCACCUUUUCGCCGUCUUCCAGGGUCUCCUCAAGGUGCUUGCCGGUAUCGACACCAACUUCACUGUCACCUCAAAGGCCUCAGAUGAAGACGGUGACUUUGCGGAGCUGUACAUGUUCAAGUGGACAACCCUUCUGAUCCCGCCAACGACCAUUCUGAUCAUCAACCUGGUCGGUGUUGUUGCUGGUAUCUCCUACGCUAUCAACAGCGGUUACCAGUCAUGGGGGCCGCUCUUUGGCAAGCUCUUCUUCGCCUUCUGGGUGAUUGUUCACUUGUACCCAUUCCUCAAGGGUCUCAUGGGUCGGCAAAACCGCACCCCGACCAUCGUGGUUGUCUGGGCAAUCCUGUUGGCGUCGAUCUUCUCCUUGCUGUGGGUUCGCAUCGACCCAUUCACCACCCGUGUCACUGGCCCAGAUACUCAAACAUGUGGCAUCAACUGCUAG